Molecule: messenger RNA, 1156 nt
Organism: Gasterosteus aculeatus aculeatus (three-spined stickleback)
Lineage: Eukaryota; Metazoa; Chordata; Actinopteri; Perciformes; Gasterosteidae
Product: migration and invasion enhancer 1-like
Biological process (GO): positive regulation of filopodium assembly; negative regulation of apoptotic process
Cellular component (GO): cytosol
Source: RefSeq, a predicted model, not a curated record
UUUAAGCUCCGCCCCGUUGCCCGGCUCCGUGUUACAAAACCAGCUAACACACGGCACCGCGCACAGCUUUGUACCGCUGAGACAGACGGCACGAAGAAAAGCGAACAAUGGGGGUGACAAUUAGAGUGGAAUACUGUGGCAACUGAGGCUACGAACCCCGCUAUCAGGAGCUCAGGAGUGCUGUCAAGCAGGAGUUUCCCGAUGCGGAUGUUGCGGGCUUCGUGGGAAGACGAGGCAGCUUUGAGAUUGAACUCAACGGGCAGCUGAUCUUCUCCAAGAUUGAACUCGGGGGGUUCCCACAUGAGGACGAUGUCUUGGAUGCUGUUAACAAGGCCAACGAUGGCAAACCUGUCGACAAGAUCACCAAAAGCCGUGCACCGUGCGUCAUCAUGUAAACCUGCCCUGCCGCUUCCAAACCGGCCGGUGCGACUGUAAACUGCCAAUGUCACCUCUGCUCUAUAGAAGACUGGCGGAGAUGCACUAGGGCCGGUGUCUCCUGUCGCCAAACAUCUGGCUCCCCCUCUCGGUUCUCAUUAUGGUGCUCCGGGCUGUUAAUGAUUACUGUGGCCUCAAAGGUUAAAGGUCAUAGUGUGAUGAAGCCAUUCCUGGAAGUCCCUUUAUUAUGGAAGCUGAGAUGGGGAGAAGAUGUUGCAGGAGGAUCGAAGGGAGAUCCCUUUACUUCGCUUUUCCUACUGCCUCGUUGCCUGAUAUUCUAUAACUGUUUAAUUCUUGUUUUUCACGUCUACAGUCUCUGAGCUUACAUGCAAUUGCAGGUUUUCACACGAGAGUUAUGCAAAGUAGAUGCAAAUAUUUUUUUAAAGGGAGUCCACCCCUUGGUUUCUGCCUCUGCACAGGUCUUUUGUUAACAGUCGUUUUUAGGAUAUGAUAAAUAUUUGAAACGUUACUGUAAGGGUUGUAGAUAUAGGCUGGCAACAAUUUUUCUCUUUCCAUAUCAAAUAAGAUAACUUUUCUAUCUCAUAUGCGCUUUUCUGUAUUGUCAACUGUUGGCUACUAGAGCGAUCGUCCGCAGUGCUGCUGAAGACCACCAACCCCUGGUUUGUCAGCUCACGCUUAAUAAGAUGUCUGCUCGUUUACCAUAAAUCACCUCGAUGUCAGGAAACUUUUCAACUUUAAAUAAACCUACUGUAAUAGCUCA